AUGGAGAAGGAUGUUUAAUUAAAAGGAUAGGAGAUAAAUUUCACAACUCAAAAGAUGGAUUAUGAUUCAAUAAAGAUAUAUUGUCCUUUUCACAGAGAUUAGUUAAUCACUUUAAUCUGUAUUGAGAAUGAUUGCAAUGAAAAGUUAAUGUGCCCAAAGUGUUAAUUGUAUAAUAAUACUAACAAGCAUGAAAUGAUUUCUAUUUAAAAGUUUGCAUAAGUUAUUAGAAAUUAUGAGCAUAUAAAUAUGUUUGAUACAGAAUAGCAAUUAGUAUUUGAAGGCAAAUCUCUAAAGGCUAAGCUAAGCUACUUUAUGAAAGCAGCAGAUGAAACUAGAGAGAAACUAAUGGAAAUGGAUUUAAAAGCUAUAGAGGAGAUCAUGAAUAAUUGUUUAUAAUAAAUGAUGUCAAGUUUUAGUUUGCUCAAAGAAAAAAUAAAGAAUUCAUACAUGAAAAAAAUUGACGAAGUUAUUUCUUAGGAAGCUCUCCAUAACUUUGAGUUUAAGCUUAAAGCCCUUCAAAAAAUAUACAAACUAAUGAAAGAAAGCGACUAUUCAGAAACAAAUGCUUAAAUAAUUCAUCUGCACCAAGGAGGUUUUGAGCUCGAUUAUUCGCUUGAAAAAAACAAUAAAAUAUUUGGCGAUUUUAGAAAUAAAGUAGAAAUCUUUUCUGUAGAUAUUUUAAGAAUAUUUAAAACAUAAGUUGAUGAAUUUAGCAAAGUUUUUAGUGAUUUUGAAAAGAGAAAUUAGACAAAAUUCACUAAUGUAGCAAGAUCAAUUAUGAAUUAAUAGAAAUUUAUAUAAGAGGCUAAAUUAAGUACAAUGAAACUCCCUAAUUUAGUUAGUCAAAAGAGUUCAAGCUAAAAUUCUUUAAUUUAAAGUUAGACUCAAGAUAGCAAAUUAAAAACAAGGGCUUCCUUUAAUAAUCUAACAGGAUAAAUAUUGAAGACAGAACCAAAUGAGAGUUAGCAAGAUGAAAUAAUCGAAAAAAAUACUUAAAUUGUUAAAGGUAGAAAUUCUACAUAGUUGAUGGCGAAGAGAUCGAGUGCAAUUUUGAAUUAAAUCUCUCCAAGUGCUAAUUCUCUAAAUGAUUUAGGAACUUUGAAUGUUUAAAACCAUGAAAUAGAGCAAAUAAAAUAGGAGGCUGCUGCAAAACCUACAUUCGAAUCACCUAAAUCUAUAAUAGGAAUUAAUAAAGCCCUUGCAAAGAGUUUAGCAUAAGAAUUAAUAUCUCCACUUAAAAGUUUCACUCCUAGUAGAUAUAACAGUUAAUUUUAAAAGAUUGAUUAAUCUUUAUCUGAAUUUCUUGAUUUUAAUCAGGCAAUAAUUGCCAGCAAAGAUAAAAAAUAAACUAAGAAUAUAAAGAAUCUGAAUGAGCAUAUUAACACUCCAAAAGGAGUAAAUGAUUAACAUAUUGACACCUCAAAGACUGUUAUUCAUGAUUUAAUUCUUAUGGGUAAAGAUUUAUUUGCAGCAGGAACCAACAAUGGUGGUGUGCAGAUUUGGAAGUACAAGGAUUUUAGCUUUUCUUGUAUCUUUUAAAUUUAAGCUCACUAUUCCCCAGUCAAAGUAGCAGCAACAAAUGUUUCUGGCAUUAUAUUCUCAUAUGGUAUAAAUGUUAAAGGAUAAAACUCUGUUAAGAUCUGGAAUAAUGAUACAGAGUCUUCUCUCACAGAGAUCAUUGAAAUCCUAGAAUUGCACCCAAACAAAAGCACAAUGCUUCAUUUAUUUUCACUUGCAGAAAUAUUUAAAGGAUCUCAAAAUAACUUAAUUUUUGCAACUUAUGGCAAUGAUGAUUUUAGUUAAAUUAAGGUUUGGGAUUUUGCUUUUGAUAACAAAAAUUUCAAUUCUACAAGCAAAAAUCAAAUAAAAUAGAAGUAAAUAAUAAGCACUGAAAAUGUAUAGCUUGAGAUAAUAAAGCAAGACUUUGAAAAAAAUAUAUUUAUUGGUUGCAGUAAAAAUUAAGUGAUUUUCUGGAAGUAUUAUUAUAGUAAAGAGACUCAAAGGCUUGAUAUUUAAAAGCUUUAAAGCUACACUUUUAAAAUUAACUUAGAAGAAAAUGGUAUUGUCGAUGUAGAGUUUGGUAUAAAUGAUGUUUAAGUUUCAACAAGACUAGGAUAAAUUACUUUGCUAGAGCUAAAUGGAUCCUUUAUUAAAAGUAUUCAAUUCUUCACAAAAUAUUUGAAAUAAAUUCAAAAAGAAGACAUAAAUGAUUUAGUUUUAAGAAAGGUAUUAUAUUACACAAUUCCAGAAAAAAUGAUAAUUAUCUGCUAGAAAAAUGAUACUCACACCAUAGUUCCUUUUUUGUAUAAUAAAGCAGAAGCUCAGCAUGAAGUUAUGGCAGAAUUAAAAAUUUAACAUCCUAUGAAAUUAGUCUUACCGAUAAAUGAAAUGCAAUUUGUUACUUUAGAAAAAAACAACAUACUAAAAUAGUAUUAUCUUUGA
Molecule: messenger RNA, 2442 nt
Organism: Tetrahymena thermophila SB210
Lineage: Eukaryota; Ciliophora; Oligohymenophorea; Hymenostomatida; Tetrahymenidae
Exons: 4
Molecular function (GO): protein binding
Source: RefSeq, a predicted model, not a curated record